Linum trigynum is the source of this 762-nucleotide messenger RNA. The record is from the annotation of a GenBank genome assembly. NCBI's taxonomy places the organism in Eukaryota, Viridiplantae, Streptophyta, Magnoliopsida, Malpighiales, Linaceae.
AUGCUCUCUGCUCCUCAAACGACCUGCGACCCGCCGGAGGCCGAUAUGGCUAUUUCGGGGAGGCCGCCGGACUCCUCUCCUGCGUUUCCACCGAUCACGACACCAAUUACACAUAGUGCACCAAGCUCACCCCCUUUGAAUUACAAGUUGGCGCUGGCGGGAUCCCCGGCAUCAUCCCCGACCAAGGCUCAACAGUGGACAUUCAUCGGAGAACACGAUUUGGAGGUCGGGCUCUACAAUGGAGAACCUGAGCUUAGGAUCUCCUCCCAGCUGAAAGAACGACUAUGCUUACCUUGGAAGCGGACGUUGGUGGCGCGGCUGCUGGGGAAAUCAGUUUCUUACCAAUACAUAUGCUCGCAGCUCCGUUGGAAAUGGAAACCAGCCGGAAGUAUGGAAAUCCUUGACCUGAAUAACUCAACCUUCCUGGUCAAUUUCAGUAAUGAGAAGGAUUAUCUUAAUGCCCUCACUGGCGGUCCUUGGGUGAUCCUUGAUCAUUAUUUGAUCGUCCAUCAAUGGUCGCAUACUUUCCGAACAUCGGACAAACCUCAUCGUUCGGUGGUAGCGUGGGUUCAGCUACCCGAGCUACCGAUCCACUUCUACCAUCGGGAGGUACUUUUCGCGAUGGGAAACAUACUGGGAAGAACGAUCAAGCUCGAUUAUCAUACAGAACACAGGGAAAGGGGAAAAUUUGCGCGGAUUGCCGUGGAACUCGAUAUGACCAAGCCUCUGAAGACGCGGAUCCGGCUCGAUGGGUUCUGGUAA